GGAGCCUUGCCUGGAGCUGGAUCCUUGCAGGCUUUUCCUCCAGAGGCUCCAUUUCCUCCAGGCAGGAUUUCUGCUCAGUGAGAGCCCCGGCCAGGGAAGGGGAGGGACUCCUGACCUGGAGGCAGUGCGGAGGAGGAAGGCUGCGUCCACAAAGUCCCAGUGCGAACGUCCUGCCUCGGUUGUCCUCACCGGAGACAGAUGAAGGAUUAGACUUGGGGGCAGCAGGUCCCAAUGUGGGGAUUUCAUUUCUGGAGCAAAGGAAGAGACGAUUUCGUCUUUGCAAUCUGCUGUUUCAGGGAAGGUUUUCCAGCAUGCAGCAGCAAGACGGGGAAAGGAAAGAGGAAAAGCUGGAGCCAGAGCCACCGGCAGCAACGGGAGACGCAAGCCGAGGCACAGGUGGAGGGUGGGCAUGGGUAGCGGUGCUCCACUUCUUCCUGGUCAAUGUGCUCGUGAUGGGAAUGCUCAAGACCUUUGGCAUUUUCUUCGUGGCUUUUCAAGAGGAGGUGGGGGGCUCCUCGGAGCAAGUCAGCUGGAUCGGCUCCAUCAUGUCCUCGCUGCGGUUCCUGGGAGCCCCGCUGGUGGCCAUGGUGUGCAGGAGGCUGGGUGAGCGGCCAACCUCCAUCAUUGGGGCCGGCUUGGUCAGCGGCGGCUGCCUGCUCAGCACGCAGGCCACCAGCGUCCCCUUCCUCUGCAUCUCCAUGGGACUCCUCCUGGGCAUGGGGUUCUGCUGCCUUUACCAGGCAGCAGCAGUGAUGACGGCCAAGCGCUGCAGGAAGCGGCUGGCGUUCUCCAACGCCAUCGCCCGCUCGGGAAUGGGACUGACGUUCCUGAUAGCACCCUUCACACAGCUUCUCAUCGAUUCCUAUGGCUGGCAAGGUACUCUCCUGAUUUUUGGAGGCAUCAUGCUAAACCUCGUGCCUUCCAGCAUGCUGCUGCGUCCCAUCAGCACCCAGCUGCCUCAACACUCCUCUGCUAAAAGCCAUGACAGUGAGUCUUCAGUGCCAAAAAAAGAUUCAGAAACCCUUGCUAGACACCUGGAUGAAGCCCCUGGCACGGGAGUGCAGCUCGGCCACACACAGGACCUGCCCACCACAGAGCAACCCACGGCACGCUGCAGUGGAAACAUCUCUGGGCCGGCAAUUGCGGAGGCGUCGGAAGGGCUGGAGAAAGCCCCUGCAGACCACAGCUCCCCAGAAAUAGCCAGCGAGGACAUGAGUAGCUGUAAACCCCUCCCAGUGACCGAAGAAGAAAAUCCACAGCCUCUCCUCGACUUUUCCCCUUUGAAGGAUCCCCUCUUCUGCAUUUUUACAUGGUCUUUUUUGUUCAGCCACUUGGCCUACUUCGUGCCCAUCUUCCACCUGGUAGCAAGAGCCAGGACGCUGGGCAUAAGCAGCAUGGAUGCUUCUUACCUCAUUUCAGUGGCUGGCAUCACAGAGACAGUCAGCCAACUUCUCUCGGGGUGGAUCGCCGACCAGAACUGGACCAAGAAGUACCACUACCACGCAGCUUACCUGGUGCUCUGCGGCAUCACCAACCUUCUCUGCCCUCUGGCCACCACGUUCCCGCUGCUCAUGACCUACGCUGUGGCCUUUGCCAUUUUCUGUGGUGGAUUCCUGGCUCUGGUGCUCCCCGUGCUGGUCGAUCUUGUUGGUGUGCCAAAACUCCACAGCUACUUGGGAUUUGCUUCCUUCUUUGCUGGGAUAGCAGCCAUCGGUGGACCUCCUCUAGCAGGAAACCAAGACAGUUUUGAGUAUCUGGCAGAUUUCAAGCACUCAGAAAUGAGCUUCUGUUCACAAGAGGGGCUCAUUCUCUUCCACACAUCCAGGCCAGGACAAAACUCAUCCUUUCCCUGACCCUUAGUCACACCUCAUAUCCAGAACGAAGAUCUCAGCUGUUCCUACAAUGAAAGUGAACAGAAAAAGCUGCAAGGUCAAACACUGGUGUGAACGAUGUCCCACGACUCAGCUAGCAGAUGUGCCCUGGACUCAGACUAAAACCUGGCAAACCGUUCUUCCUCUGCUGUUCCCUGCCCCGCGCUGGCAGCUGCCCCACGCCUGCAGGCACAUUUGGCUCCAAACUGGCAAGUAUUCUGAAAUACCACCUCCGUGCUGCAAAGUUUUAGCAAGCCUGCUGUACUGCAGGCAUGAGAAAGAUUGAUUUCCCUAAUCAAUAUUUC
Molecule: messenger RNA, 2176 nt
Organism: Anas platyrhynchos (mallard)
Lineage: Eukaryota; Metazoa; Chordata; Aves; Anseriformes; Anatidae
Gene: SLC16A4
Product: solute carrier family 16 member 4
Biological process (GO): transmembrane transport; monocarboxylic acid transport
Molecular function (GO): monocarboxylic acid transmembrane transporter activity
Source: RefSeq, a predicted model, not a curated record